AUGAUGCUCCGACAAUUGUUUCCGCUUGCUCUAUGUCUUGGUCUCGUCACGGCGCAAGCUCAAGGCAUCAUCGAGACCCUCGAUGGCGUGGCGGAACUCUCGGAGCUUGUAACCUACCUGGACAGAUACCCUGGUCUGACCCUGUGGCUGCAAGGACUAUCAGAUAUCACAUUCCUGGCGCCAAACAACGAUGCAUUUGCAGCACUGGCCGACUCGUCGACCAUCCCAAGUAUCCCCCUCGAUGAGGCCGACGCAGAGGCUUUGAUGAGCUACCAUGUGCUCAACGGGACCUUUUAUGACUUCAGCUCCGGCAAAUAUACCCUUGUCCCAACGGCGCUGUCGGGGUCGCAGUAUGCGAAUGUCACUGGAGGUCAGAUUGUCGCGGCCAAGGGGUCGCCAUGGUCCAAUGCUAUGACAUUUACGUCGGGGAAAUUCCAUAUGUCUGAAACCGAGGACGAGCCGUUGAACUUUACCGGUGGUGUCAUCCACAUCAUCGACUCGUUCCUGACUCUUCCCCAGACCUUCAAAGCGACCGCCGAGGCAGAGGAUAUGCUUGGAGGACCUGCAUUCGCCGAGGCCGCAAUCACCGUGCCGCAAACCGGCCAGAACGUGAGCAUCGAUCAACUGUCCGACGUCACCGUCUUUCUACCCAUGAACUACUCGCUUCAGGAGGUCGGCAACGUCAUUCAGAAUAUGACGUGGGCAGAGCUGAACCGCCUGGUGGCGUACCACAUUAUCGACCAGGUGCUGGAUAUUGACCCAAACGCCCCACCUAACGGGCAAUAUACAACAUACGAGGGCUCCGAGGUGUCCAUCUUCAGCCAAAAUGGCUUUGUCUUUGUCAACAAUGCCAGGAUCGUCGGGUCUCCUAAUUGGUUUUUCAGCGGAGGCAUGAUUUACACCAUUUACGGAGUGCUCAACCCGGACAAUACGACGGUUGAUCCUAACAUCAAUGACGCCGAAAUCGCAUUUGCAGGAGCGUCGUUUACUCCAGACUUCACCUUCCCCGCGCCAGCCUCACAGUCAUCGCCAUCGAAUUCGCCUGCAGCAAGUUCGAGCGGUGGUCUCUCGGGCGGGACGAAAGCAGGCAUAGGCGCCGCCACCGCCGUGGCCGUUGUCGUCCUCGUGGGGGUCUUCUUGUUCCUCCGCGAGAGACGUCGCACGGCGAGGGAGCUGGGUCCCCGCAAGACCUAUCAAUACCCACUGCAAUAUCCGAUGAAGGACUUCGAGGCGUCGAUUUCGCACACCGAGCUCGUUGCAAACGCGGCGGCGCCGGCCCGCGGGCCGAUCAAGGAAUUCACCCCGGCUGUGAGCGUCUACUCGUUGCGCUAA
Cladophialophora bantiana CBS 173.52 is the source of this 1332-nucleotide messenger RNA. RefSeq lists its product as uncharacterized. Bases 1 to 1332 code for a protein of 443 amino acids. Lineage: Eukaryota; Fungi; Ascomycota; Eurotiomycetes; Chaetothyriales; Herpotrichiellaceae. The transcript has 2 exons. The record is from RefSeq and is a predicted model, not a curated record.